Molecule: messenger RNA, 771 nt
Organism: Cylindrotheca closterium
Lineage: Eukaryota; Bacillariophyta; Bacillariophyceae; Bacillariales; Bacillariaceae
Source: the annotation of a GenBank genome assembly
AUGUCUUUAUCACAAGAAAGAAGCUUUACACUUCCAGAUUCAGGUUCUCCAUCGAGAAUAGCCUACUUUGAAGAGUCCAAUUUGGCCGUCAUUGUUACCCACCCAUGGGGUCCUCUAGGCGGCAACAUGCAAAACAAUGUCGUCUUGAACGUGGCGCAAUUCUUUCAACGUUUGAAGGUUACCACCCUGCGAUUUGACUUUUGCGGGAUGCAGGUUGGAAGAGGAUAUUCGCAAAUAGAGCAAGUCAAGGAAUGCGCCAAUGUUUUGCUAAAGGGAAAGUUUCUGUCCUCGCAGCAGCAGCAAAAUCUUCCUAAGCAGAUCUUGUUGGUGGGAUACUCCUAUGGAUCCAUCAUUUGUGCCUCUGCCACGGCUUCCAUACCCGAAUGCAUUGGCAUGGUAUGGAUUGCUCCACCACUGGGAGUUCGACGGUGGCUAUACCUCUUUGCUGGUAAUACACAUUUGGAACAGGCCCGCAAACGACCGGAACUACCACAGCUCAUGAUUUUGGGGUCCAAUGACAAUUUCACGUCAGUCAAGGAUUUUGAAAAAGUGGUUCAGACCAUGCCACAAGAAACGACAUCAAGCACUGUAUUAAAUGGCAGUGAUCACUUUUUUGGAAGAACGGCAAAGGAUCUUUUGGCAGCGAUUGCGCGCUGGCUGAUUGAUGUUUAUCCACUUCCUGAUAGUGAUAUUAAGGCGCUGAAUUCAUGUGAUAUACCUCCGGUAGCCAUGCCGGAUGGAGAAUCUCCAAGUGGUUCCUGUUUGGGCUAG